AUGAACGCGGACUACCAUCAUGUGCUGGACAACUGCGAGGAAGCCUGGGUUGCGUGGACAGGUCUGAAGACGCUGUACGGUGGGUCGCAGAAGGCAGGACGCAUCUACCUCAAGCGACAACUUUUCAGUACCAAGAUGGCUGAAGGCGCGAACGUCAUGCAUCACUGCAACGAGGUCCUCAACAUCUCCGCCAAGCUUAGCGGCAUCGGUGCGAAGAUGGAAGACGAAGACGUUGCAAUUUGUCUGCUACUCAGUCUUCCGAAGAGCUACGAAAAUGUGGUGCUCAACAUGGAAAUGAGCAGCACCGAGCUUCGCACUCAAGAUGUGGUGAGAGUCCUGACGAAUGAGCAUGCCAAGCGUCAAGGAGAAAAAGGGACAACGACAGCGACUACGGUGAAGGCUGAAGAUGCAAGCAAGGCAUUCAGCGCCGAGCGUGAGCCCUACCAAUGCACGUAUUGUGGCAAGGUGGGACACACGGUGGAUCGUUGCUGGACAAAGCAGAAGAACGAAGGUCGGGGAGCCCGACGCGGCGGCAAUGGUCGUGGACGCGGGGCUAACAAUGUCCAGUGGGGACAUCAUGAUGAAGGCAAUGGCUACGAUCGAGUGGCGUUUGCAGUCUCGUUCGAAUGUGGAGUUUCGACGAGCAAGGACGUGUAUGGAAUGUGGGCUUAUUGA
Peronospora matthiolae is the source of this 675-nucleotide messenger RNA. NCBI's taxonomy places the organism in Eukaryota, Oomycota, Peronosporomycetes, Peronosporales, Peronosporaceae. The record is from the annotation of a GenBank genome assembly.